Molecule: messenger RNA, 2811 nt
Organism: Apus apus (common swift)
Lineage: Eukaryota; Metazoa; Chordata; Aves; Apodiformes; Apodidae
Product: D-beta-hydroxybutyrate dehydrogenase, mitochondrial-like
Exons: 5
Coding region: 26-1033 (335 amino acids)
Molecular function (GO): oxidoreductase activity
Source: RefSeq, a predicted model, not a curated record
UAGGCUGCGGCGAUAGGCUGCGGCCAUGCGGGGCUCGGCGCUGCCGCUGCUGGCGCUGAGCGCCGCUCUGGUGCUGGCGGGCGGCGGGUGGUGCCUGGGCCGCCUCCUCCUCCUCCUCCUCCCGCGGCCCCGCCGCGCCCUGCCCGCUAAAGGGAAGGCGGUGCUAAUAACAGGCUGUGACAAAGGUUUUGGACAUGCCUUGGCAAAACGGCUUCACGCAAAGGGAUUUACUGUUUUUGCUGGAUGCUUGCUCAUGGAUGAGAAUGGAGAUGGAGCCAGGGAGCUGAAGAACAUGAAGUCAGAUCGCAUGCAAGUGCUACAGAUGGAUGUGUGCAGUGACCAGGAGGUGGCUCGGGCUGUGGAUUUUGUGAAGAGGAUGCUAAAGGAGCCAGAGGAAGGUCUGUGGGGCCUGGUGAACAAUGCUGGUGUCUCAACCUUCGGAGAGGUGGAAUUUGCAAGUUUAGACAACUACAAGAAGGUGGCAGAGAUCAACCUGUGGGGGACCGUGAGGGUGACAAAGGCUUUCCUGCCCCUCAUUCGCAGAGCUAAAGGCCGUGUGGUCAAUAUCACCAGCAUGUUGGGACGGAUGGCGAGUCCAUCUCGGUCCUGCUAUUGUGUUUCCAAGUUUGGAGUGGCAGCCUUCUCUGACUGCCUCCGGCAGGAGAUGUACCGCUGGGGUGUCAGAGUCAUCCUCAUUGAGCCCAGUAACUUCGUGGCAGCCACAGGCAUCCUGACAGCAGACGGCGUCGACCGGCAGGCUGAGGCUCUGUGGAGCGGAGCCAGCCACACCGUGCAGGAGGACUAUGGGAGGGAAUAUUUCACUCGCCACGUGGCCCUGAUGAAGUCCUUUGUUAACAGUGGCCUGAAGGACAUGUCCCUGGUCCUGGAUGACAUCACCGAAGCGCUCACUUCCCCGUGUCCGAGCAACCGUUACAAUCCCAUGGAGAUGUACUGGUGGGUGAGGCUGCAAGUCAUGACCCACCUGCCCACUGCCAUUGCCGACUGGCUUUACAUCCCUGGAGCCAGCCUGUGAGUGGCCGUCCUUCCAGCACCCUUCCAGUGCUCGUAUGUGCACACAGGUUAGAGCUGCCCUGGUCAGGGCUGUCUGCACCCAUUGCUGAUGCAUUGCCCCUGUAGAUGCAUGUGCUUUCCCUUUGGGUUAUGCCUUCCAGUCUUGUGGAAUGCUGAGAACAGGAUGGCUUUUUCCUUAUUCUUGCUCGUUGUAUUCCUUGCUGUCCUGAUUAAAGUUGAAAGGUGUUUUCCUUUUAUCUGUGGAAAAUGCAGAGGAAGGCUAACAAAAUAGGUCAAAUAUGUGGCUAAUGUAAUUAGGUCAGCAGAGUUCCCCCAGUGAUAAAUUUGGAUCACUAAUGGACUCCUGCUUUUCCUUACACGGACAGGCUGCUAAUAGCAGAGCAAAGCUGUUGCUAUGAGAUGUCUCAAAGAGAGAAACUAAACUGGGAAACAUGCAGAAUUUUCCAUUUGAUUGAAAAUGGGUCAGACACAGCCUUCCAUUGUUUUUGUCAUGCUGCUAGGAAGCUCCGCUCGGCUGUCACUGUCUGUUCAUUCCAUGAAAAUGGCAGCCCUGCCUCUAAACAGCCUCAAUAUCUAGCUCGGGGUGGUCAGAAGCAAAGAAGGGUUCUUCCCUCCCAGUACUGUGGCCAGGAGGUGCCAGAGCCAGUGACUGGGGACAGGCUGGACAGGGAAAGCCCUUCUAACAAUGAAUGAGGUCUGAGCCAUCCGUCAGUCAGUCCCUGUGGAUGCUGGGAUUUGCAGUCUCUCUCCACCCACUGCUAAUGAGCUUUGUGAGACAGGGUUGACUAUGAUGUAGCAGACAGGUGAGGCUCCUUGACUGCAGCCUUAGGUACAUGUGUCUGAACUACUCAACUGUGGUAGACACUGUCCAGCCAUGUCCCUGCUUCCCUCAUGUCACUGCCUCAUGGAAGGCUCCCUCUUGCUAGUGAGGGAGCUGCUCUUGUUUUCCGAGAUCUAUUUUUUUGUUUCAUUCUCUCUGCAUUUGAACAGUGAUGUGGCACUGUGCAGCCAGUGUGAUCUGACUAUGAGUUCUGGAAGGGUGCUUUAAGUGACACAUUAUUAUAUUUUUAAUAUUACACAAUAAAAUUUCCAUGUCACCCAUGAUUGCUUCCUUGGAGAACCUCCUGAUAACUGGUAUGAGCUAUUUUUGCACAGUAUCCCCAAGGGUCUCUGCUAUUGGCCAUAUACAGGGAUUUCAAUCAUUUUUCCAUCUGCUGAGACUGCCUGGCUUCAUGUCCUGUUCCCUCUGUCCCAGUGGUGACCACUAGCAGAGCAGAAGGGGCUUUGAGCACUGCUGGCCAGGCUGGAUCCCUGCCUUCUUAGUUGAGGGACCAGCAUUUCCUUCCGCUACUGAACUUUGCUCUGUUUUGUCCUAUGUGGGAUUAAGUGCCUAUGAAAAGAGCUUAUCAUUUGUUCUUUCCUUAUCUGUCUCUGCUAGCUCUGACUUUGAAACUGUGCCAUAAACUUUCUGUAUGCUGCUGGCUGUAAAUCCUUGGAGUCUGUUUGCCUGGGGAGGGAAGUAGGCUUCCCUUGGAGGUGCUGUGGAGGUAGCUUGUAUCCCAAGUAACAACCACCGGAAUGCUGGCUGGGCAGUUCUUUUCUACUCCAGGUCAUCAGCACACAGAGGUUGCCUGGGAUCCAGAACCCAGAACAAUCCCACAGAACUGCAGCCUAAGAAGUGUUGUAAUCGCUCCUGCUCCCUGCACUGUGAAAUCUGAGUAAUGUGAAGUAGCACUGAUUUGCACAAAGAGAAAAAUAAACUGUGAGAUUUGUAAAGCA